Messenger RNA from Micropterus salmoides (largemouth bass), 2643 nucleotides. It is a transcript of the gene nol10, whose product is annotated as nucleolar protein 10. The coding region runs from base 96 to 2264 and encodes 722 amino acids. The transcript has 21 exons. Lineage: Eukaryota; Metazoa; Chordata; Actinopteri; Centrarchiformes; Centrarchidae. The record is from RefSeq and is a predicted model, not a curated record. Gene Ontology annotation, biological process: maturation of SSU-rRNA from tricistronic rRNA transcript (SSU-rRNA, 5.8S rRNA, LSU-rRNA). Gene Ontology annotation, cellular component: small-subunit processome; nucleus; nucleolus. Gene Ontology annotation, molecular function: protein binding.
CCUGUUUUUGCUCCGAAGCAACAACGUGGAUUGUGUGCAGUUUACCGGUGUAGUAACAGGGUUAUGUUUGACCAGAGUCUUGUUCAUUUUCUACAAUGCAGAUAUCUAGUGUGAACGAUGUUAAGAUUUACAAUUUAAGUCAUGGAAAGUCCCUUCCAGAGUGGCUGUCAGAUCGGAAGAAGAGACAGUUACAAAAGAAAGAUGUUGACAUCCAGCGUAGGAUUGAGCUCAUCCAGGACUUUGAGAUGCCCACAGUGUGCACCUCUAUCAAAGUAUCGAGGGAUGGGCAGUUCAUCCUGGCAGCAGGCACUUACAAACCCAGGAUUCGCUGUUAUGACACCUACCAGUUGUCCCUGAAGUUUGAGCGCUGUCUAGAUUCAGAUGUUGUGGCUUUUGACAUCCUGUCUGAUGACUACUCAAAGUUGGUGUUUUUGCACUGUGACCGCUACGUAGAGUUCCACUCCCAGCAUGGACACUACUACAAGACUCGUAUUCCAAAGUUUGGAAGGGACUUUUCUUACCACUACCCCUCCUGUGACCUCUAUUUUGUGGGGACAAGUUCAGAGGUGUUCAGACUGAACCUGGAACAAGGGCGCUUCCUCAACUCACUUCAGACUGAUGCUGUGGAGAACAAUGUGUGUGACAUCAACCCCGUCCAUCAUUUGUUGGCCACAGGAACCUCUGAGGGAAGGGUCGAAUGCUGGGACCCUCGUGUCCGGAACAGAGUGGGCAUGCUGGACUGCGCCCUGAGCAGCCUCGCUGAAGGAGCAGAAGUUCAAGGUUUGCCCUCUAUAAGUGCGCUGAAGUUUAACGGCUCCCUCACCAUGGCAGUGGGCACCAGCACAGGACAGGUGCUGCUCUAUGACCUGCGCUCCAGCCAGCCCCUGCUUGCGAAGGACCACUUCUACAACCUGCCAAUCAAGUCUCUCAACUUCCACGAUCAGCUGGACUUGGUUGUGUCUGCCGACUCCAAGAUUAUAAAAUUCUGGAACAAAGACACAGGAAAGGCGUUCUCCUCCAUACAGCCACAGACUAACAUCAAUGAUGUCUGCAUCUACCCUAAUUCAGGUAUGCUCUUCACCGCCAAUGAAGAUCCUAAGAUGAACACUUUCUACCUGCCGGCUCUGGGCCCUGCGCCUCGGUGGUGCUCCUUCCUCGAUAACCUGACAGAGGAACUGGAGGAGAGUCCAGAGAGCACAGUGUACGACGACUACAAGUUUGUCACCCGGAAGGACCUGGAAAAUCUGGGUUUGUCUCACCUGGUGGGAUCAUCUCUCCUGAGAGCCUAUAUGCACGGCUUUUUCAUGGACAUCAGGCUGUAUCACAAGGUCAAAAGCAUGGCAAAUCCUUUUGCUUACGAGGAGUAUCGCAAGGAUAAGAUCCGCCAGAAGAUUGAGGAGUCCAGGACCCAGAGAGUGCCGGUCAAGAAGCUGCCCAAGGUAAACAAGGAUCUGGCUCUCAAGCUGAUGGAGGAGGGCGAUGACGAAGCAGAGCUGGCUUCAAGGAAAAAGAAGGGCAAGGCCCUCCCCAGCAUCCUGGGCGACGACCGCUUCAAGGUGAUGUUCGAAAACCCAGACUACCAGGUGGAUGAGCAGAGCGAGGAGUUCCGCCUCCUCAACCCCAUCGUCUCCAAGGUCAGCCAAAAGAGGAAGAAGAAGCUACGUCUACUGGCUCAGCAGGCUGCCACUUCCCAACAGGCGGCUGAAGACGAGGAGGAGCCCGAGGGGCAAGCCAGCUCCGAGGAGGAGAGCUCGGACGACGACAAGAGCUGGGUGGAGGAGGUGAGGGAGCAGCGGAGGUUGCUGCGGGAGGAGGGCCGAGACCGCCGUCGGCAGGAGAGGAAGAUGGCAGACCGCAACACGGUCCUGCUGGAGAGGGAACAGAAUGGAGGAGAGAAAACCUUAAACAUCGCUGAGAGCAAGAAGACAAAUCAGCCUCAGUUUUAUCAGAUCAAAGCCGGCGAGGAGUUCCGAAGUUUUAACGACAUGGCCCGCAAGCAGAGACUGCAGAAGGCUUCUUUGGAGGACCGUCUGAGGCUAGAGGAGCACUCUGGAACCAGCAGCAUGGCCGACACUGCAGUGGGCAGCAAACAGCUGACCUUCACCCUCAAAAAGUCAGAGCAGCAGAAGAAGCAGCAGCAGGCCGAGUUGGAACACCACGAGGAGAGAAAGAAAGUGAGACGCUCGGCCGGACACCUGAGCAGCGGCCGUGGGAGAGGCUGGGGCGGGGGCAGGGGAAGAAGAGGAGGGAGAGGCCGGUACUGAGGAGGGCAGCUUAGGCCUCACCCACAGCCUUUGUCUUAUCUUCGAGGGUUGAAGAUCUUCAGCUCUAGACAUACUGGAGACAUUCUGCACAAGUGGCGUAGACUGACACUGACGAACAGUCGAGCCCUGCCCCUUGCUCCUGGGUGGCCUGGGCCAUGUGUUUAGCUGUUCUCUGCAAAUUGAGAGCAUUUUAAAAAAGAUUAACUAUGCUUCUCAGUGGAGCCUACUAUUUCAGUUAAUGAAGGGGAGAAAUAGUUUGCGUGUGUGGGGGAAAAAAAAGACUAAAGUGGAUUUUCAAUGCUUUGUUAUAACUGUAUAUUGUUAAGCCAACUCUGGAUUAACAACACUUGUACUAUGUAUUAUAUUUGGUACAACACUU